GUAAUUACAUAACGAUCCCUUUUUGCGGUGAGAAUCUUGGCAAAUCAAACUUGAAAUUUAACUUUUCAUUAAAAAUUGCUGUUCUGAUCAUCUCAUGAGUUGGUUAAUUUGAAUUAUUGCAAUAUUGCUCUUUUAUUUUGUUUCUCUUAUUGUCAUUAAUAACCUUCCACUUAAUUUGAAGUGUCAAUUAUGGAUCUACUUGUAGAAAAUUUACCAAAUAUCCGAGUUCCAGCUAUUGGUGAUAAAAUUUUCAAAGAUGAAUGUGUCUACAGCUAUGAUACUCCGGAAUCCGAGGAUGGGUUAUUUGUUUGUAUGCGAACAUUUCUUGGUUUUAGCGCCAAAUAUGUCAACUUAAACUACGAGAAAACCAGGUCUAGAGUAUACCUUAAACUUAAGAGGAUUAAAAUUCAUGAACCUAGCGAAACCGGUGAUGGAGAGCAGCCAAAGAAGAUUACUAAACUUGCUAUCGGUCUCGAAGGAGGUUACAAUCCCGGUGGUGCUGGUAAAGUUUCUUAUCAUGAGCAAAACGAAAUAGUUAUUCUUCCUGAAUAUGAAAGAAUCCCAUUGCCCAAUGAAAAUCUACCAGAAAAGGUUUUGGCCUGUGUGUCCAGUAUACUUGCUUCUGAUUCUGCUUUUUUGUCUGAAGAAAUAAAUUCACUGAGUGGAACAUGGGAUGGUGAGAAAAGGCAGAUUACCAAACAUGCCUAUAACCUUCCUCAACUUGAAAAUGGUGUUAAAGUUAAACCAGAAGGCUGGAAGUGUGAAAAAUGCGACCUUAAAGAUAACCUCUGGUUAAAUUUAACUGAUGGUGCUAUUUUAUGUGGAAGAGGAUUCUUCGACGGAUCUGGUGGAAACAAUCACGCUGUACAGCAUUAUGAACAAUUUAAAUAUCCGCUUGCAGUUAAACUGGGUACCAUCACUUUUACCGAAGAGAAAGUAUCAGCUGAUGUAUACUCAUAUGAUGAGGAUAGCAUGGUCGAAGAUCCACUUUUACAUAAUCAUUUAGCACAUUUUGGUAUUGAUGUUAAAGCUUUGCGAAAAACGGAAAAGACAAUGCUAGAGCUAGAGUUGGAUUAUAAUCAACGUAUUGGUGAAUGGGCAAUCAUUCAAGAAUCUGAUGCUAAAUUGACUCCAAUCACUGGACCUGGGUUUACGGGCAUGGUUAACUUGGGUAACUCUUGUUAUCUCAAUUCGGUUAUGCAAGUUAUUUUUACCAUUCCUGAUUUUCAACACAAAUAUCAUGAUAGAAAUAUCUUCUGUGAAUCACCUUGUGACCCUACAAAUGAUUUUACCACUCAAAUGGCUAAAUUAUCUCAUGGUUUACUUUCUGGUGAAUAUAGUAUUCCUUUACAACCUGGAAAUGAUAAUUGUAUUGAACAAGUUGGAAUCAAGCCUACCAUGUUUAAAAAUUUGAUAGGACGAGGACAUUGUGAAUUUUCAACAAAGCGUCAGCAAGAUGCUCAUGAAUAUUUUCUUCAUCUGGUUAACCUGAUAGAAAGACAUCAAACCGGCAAUGGAUCUUCAUUGAAUCCUUUAGAUAGCCUAAAAUUUGAGAUCGAAGAACGUAUAGAAUGUAAUCAAUCUCACAAGGUAUCUUACACAACCAGAUCAGAAUACAUCUUGUCAUUGCAAAUACCAUUGCACAAAGCACUAAAUAAGGAAGAAGUAGCUGCAUACGAGGAGAAGAAAAAGAAUGCUGAUAAGGAUGAAAAGAUAGAUCUUGUCCGAUACAUUGUUCCUCUAGAAGCAUGUUAUGAUUCAUUAAUUGAACCUGAAAUUAUUGAAGAUUUUUACAGUACAGCAGUUAACUCUAAAACAACAGCCUCCAAAAUAACCAAAUUGCGAACUUUUCCAGAUUAUUUAAUGUUACAUAUUAAAAAAUUUGAAUUAGACACUAAUUGGGUUCCCAAAAAACUUGACGUUUCUCUUCAAAUUCCCGAUGAAAUCGACAUCUCUCAUUUACGAGGAAGAGGAUUGCAAGAAGGUGAAGAGCUUCUUGAAGAUACAGUAGCCGGUGCAGCAGCCGGUGGUAGUGACCAACAUCUACAUCCUCAACAAUUACCCCAACAAGCUCCUGUAGCAGAACAAAUCAUCGUACUAGAUUCUAAUCAUAUUGACAGUUUAAGGGAAUGUGGAUUCAGUUUGGAUGCUGCUAAAAGAGCUUUAGUUCGAACUCACAACACUGGUGUUGAGGCUGCUCUUAACUGGCUCUUAGAAAAUAGCAAUAAUCCUGAAGUCAAUCAACCUUUCUAUGAGGAUGUUGAUAUUAGAAAUACUGCACCAAAACCUGCAAUCGAUCAAUUCGUUCCUGAUUCCAGUGCCUUGGAUUCGUUAAUUAAUAUGGGAAUCACUCGAGAAAGAGCUACUCGUGCACUCAAAGAAACUAAUAACUCAGUAGAAAUGGCUAUUGAUUGGAUUUUUAGUCAUGAUGAAUCAGAUGAAGGAUUAAUGCAAGUUGAUGCUGUUACUGUUCCUAAUGUCACUUCAUACCAACAAUCUUCAAAACCUCCAGGUUCUCCUCGCCCAUUGCGAGAUGGAAAUGAAAAAUAUAAGCUGAUAGCUAUUAUAAGUCAUAUGGGAACUUCGCCUAUGUGUGGUCAUUAUGUUUCGCAUAUCCUUAAGGACGGUCAUUGGGUGAUUUUCAAUGACAAUAAAGUUGCUAUCUCUCAAAAUUUACCUAAAGAUCUUGGUUAUCUAUAUCUAUAUGAAAGAAUCUGAUCAAAAAAAAUUGUGAUAAUCAAAUCAAUUAGCCCAGUGUGUAAAGUUAUCUCGGUAACUAACAUCAGCAUCUUUUUUUGUCACAUAAUACAUCCAUAAAAACGAGUACAUUAUCAUCCGAUAUUUGAAACUGUUCUUGUUUUUUCUAUUCAAAUUGUCAACCAAUCCAUUGUUUACUUAAUUAAUCAAUAUUUUCUAGUUGAUUCAUUUGACAAAAAAAACAAGAAAAAUGAUUAAAAUUGAUGACAUCUUUGAUUCAA
Molecule: messenger RNA, 2978 nt
Organism: Tetranychus urticae (two-spotted spider mite)
Lineage: Eukaryota; Metazoa; Arthropoda; Arachnida; Trombidiformes; Tetranychidae
Gene: Usp5
Product: ubiquitin specific protease 5
Biological process (GO): protein deubiquitination
Cellular component (GO): cytosol; nucleus
Molecular function (GO): cysteine-type deubiquitinase activity; protein binding; zinc ion binding
Source: RefSeq, a predicted model, not a curated record